This is a messenger RNA of Megalobrama amblycephala (Wuchang bream), 2271 nucleotides long. Its product is annotated as interferon-induced protein 44-like. Gene Ontology annotation, molecular function: GTP binding. The transcript has 8 exons. The coding region runs from base 211 to 1593 and encodes 460 amino acids. Lineage: Eukaryota; Metazoa; Chordata; Actinopteri; Cypriniformes; Xenocyprididae. The record is from RefSeq and is a predicted model, not a curated record.
UCUAUGAGAUAGAGCGUUAGGACCCGGAAGCGCUGCCGCGUGACGUCAGACUUAACAACCGAAUUUCCGCUUUCUCUGGUUUCAACGGAAAUCUAUGGGAGUGUCGCAACUUAUUUUCAACGGCUACAUGUGAUGUGACGUUCAGGAAAUAGCCUACCUUUAAUUUUUAUAUUGCACAAAGUAACCGUGAAUAUUGGAUUUGGGGAAGACAUGGAUCUCAUCGCUUCAGAUUUACCAGCGGAAAAAAGAAAGCAGCUCUGUGCCUCACUGGGGAAUGUGGAACUGACUCUUCUCUACAAAGCUUCUGUUCAUGGAUAUCACGCUUCUUCCUUCCACCAGCGAUGUGACCGUCAGGGUCCAACAUUACUUGUAGCCUACAACCUUUCAGGCUACAUCUUUGGUGGAUACACUAGUGUAGAUUAUACUCAAUGUGGCAAGCAAAUUACAGAUAAGGAAGCUUUCCUGUUCAGCUUUCAAGAUAAAGAUGAAGAGGUAGAGAAAGAUGAAGAGGAAGAUGAAGAGGAAGAUGAAGAUGAAGUCCUACACUGCAUCAAAGUUAACCGUGGAAAUAGUGCACGUUUUGAUGACGCUGGAAUGCCCAACUUUGGCAAACAGUUGUACUUUUGCUAUGAAAAUCAACCAGUUGUUUUUAAUCAGCGGGGUCAAUCAUUCAGUUUUACUGCUAGUAAGUUGUAUGGGAACAACACUGAGCUGACUGAAUGUGAGGUGUACAAAGUCAAAGAGAUCAUUCAGGUUAGUUUCAAAGAGAAGCCAUGGAGGAAUAUUCUUUGGAAAGCUAAACGAAAAGCGGAGCUCAUGGAAUUGAUAAGGAAUCAUAAACCCCUGAUAACAUCUGUCAGCCGUGUUCGAAUCCUAAUGAUCGGUCCUGUAGGUGCUGGAAAAUCCAGUUUCUUCAACUCCAUCAACUCUGUCUUCACUGGUCAUGUGACUAACAAAGCCAUGUCAGGAUCUGCAGGCACUAGCCUCACCACACAGUUUCGCACAUACCCAGUGAAAGACGGUCGUGAGGGAAAGCCACUGCCGUUUGUGUUGUGUGACACCAUGGGACUCGAGGAGCAAUCAGGUGCAGGACUGGAUAUUGAGGACAUCAGCAGCAUUCUUCAAGGUCAUGUACCAGACCGCUAUAAAUUCAACCCCACAGCGCCGUUUAAACCAGAUGAGCAAAAGGCCUCCAAACCUGCAUCUCUACAGGAGAAGAUCCACUGUGUGGUGUACGUGAUAGACGCCACCAAAAUCUCCCUCAUGUCUGACAAACUAGAGGAAAAACUUGCUGUCAUACGCAGUCAAUUGAACUCACAGUGCAUUGCUCAGAUGGUCUUGAUGACAAAAGUAGAUGAAACAUGUCCUCAUGUGCAGAAUGACCUUGAAAAUAUUUAUGCAAGUUCCUACAUCAAGGCGAAGGUUCAGGAGGUGAGCUCUCGGUUGGGUGUGCCGGUGUCUUGUGUGUUACCGGUGAAGAACUACAGUCAGGAGCUGGAGCUGGAGCUCAACUGUGACGUCCUGCUACUCACCGCUCUACAGCAGAUGCUUCGUUUUGCAGAUGACUAUCUGGAUGAUGUUGAUCCCAUUUAGGCUAUUAAACGUUCUGCAUAUUAUAGAUCCGGAUAUAUACCUCUUGAUCAGCACAAUCAGUCAUCUUAAAUCAGAAGAUUGGCUAUUUUGUUUUGUUUGUCCAUUUUGGUUUUUUUCAUAAUCAUACAAUAACCAUUUAAUAAAAUGAUCAGAACAGCAAACAAAUAUCACUUAAGCUGCACAUUACAAAAUAAUUGUUGCUUUUGUAGUUGCUUGUUAUAUUGUUAGGCGACGAUCAGGUUUGUAGUAUACUAGAAUGGUAUGUUAGAAUUGCAAAUUAUAAGAAAAACUGAAUUCAAGAUGCUAAAAACUAUAUAAGCGUUUGUUAAAUAAUUUCUUAUUUCUUGGGCUUCACUUUGUGACUUUCUUUGUGUCUUGGGAUUUUUUCAUUGUGCACAUCAUGUACCUACCUAGACAAAACAAGUAGUAGUAGUCCUUGGACACACUGACACUCUCACACGUAACCAGAAGUCGAAGACACACACAUUUACACACAUACAUUUCUUAUUUGUUAUUAUAUUUCUUGAAAUGCCAUACAUGGUAAGGUUUGAUUAUUAAGUCAUAUGAUUGGAUGCUCAAGCCAUCCUGGAGAUUGUUGUUUGACAUAUGUCUAUAAAUAUGACCCUUCUUCCUGAAUAAAUCUGAGAAUGCUUUGUACCACACUUGAUCUGUGUCUGC